AUUCCUUUCUCUCCCAUCUUCGGCACCUUUCACACGUCCCUAUAAAUUCUACAAGAAGCGCGCAGCAAGGAAUAGAGAAAGGGAAACACCUAGUCUUAUUGCCGUCCAGAUGUGUUGGGAGAAAUAAGAACGUAAUACAUUUUUUACAAGGAGAGAAUUUGGGAUUUUUGUUCGGUUGCAGUUUGAAAAACAAUGAGGAAAUGCGGGCUAAUACCACAAAUGAUAUUAUCAUCUGGACUGUUGGGUCACGUUGUCCCCAAUUGGAAAACAAGGUGGUUUGUUCUUCUCCAGGACAGGCUGCUCUAUUAUAAAGUUGUGGGAGGAAAGCAGGAGUCUUCUCCCAAGGGAAAGAUUUUUCUGGAUGGCUGUACGAUUACUUGCCCAUGUUUGGAAUAUGAGAACAGGCCGUUAGUUAUUAAGCUAAGGACAAAAACCAACACCGACUAUUUCCUUGACUGUUGCUCUCGAGAAGAGCGUGACAUUUGGGCUUUGGAUAUCACUGGCGCUAUUCAUGCUGGCAAUCCAGUGCAAGUUCAGCAACUUCACCUCAUGAGAAACUCCUUCAAACUUCCUACAAACAUCAGUCUGAAUCAUAUUGUGGACAAAAUGUAUGACAACAGCAGCGGAAUCAAGAUAACACCCAACACAGGACAAGGCAGCUUGUAUAAAGAAAGCUUUACAGGUUCCAUACUAGUAGACUGGUUGAUUUCCAAUAGCUUUGCAGCUUCCCGGCUUGAAGCAGUCACGCUGGCUUCUGUGCUGAUGGAUGAAAAUUUCAUUAAACCUAUGGGAGCUCGCAGCACUGAAGCCAUGAGGAAUGGAGAUUUGACUGAGCAAUUUUUAGAUGACUCUACUGCCUUGUAUGCAUUUGCUGAAAAUUAUAAGAAAAAAGUUAAUACUAAAGAACAUCUCAGUAUUAACAUACUUGAACUGAGUGGCACAAUUUUAAAGCAAGGCUUUUUGAUAAAACAGGGGCACAAGAGGAAGAACUGGAAAGUCAGGCGCUUUGUCCUGAGGUCUGAUCCUGCUUUCUUACACUAUUAUGACCCCACAAAGGAGGAUAACAAACCAGUGGGGGGAUUUUCUCUCCGUGGUUGCCUUGUUUCAGCACUGGAAGACAAUGGAGUCCCAACAGGAGUGAAAGGAAAUGUGCAGGGCAACCUCUUCAAAAUUAUUACAAAGAAUGACAUUCACUACUACAUACAGGCUAGCUCCAAGGCAGAAAGAGCUAACUGGAUUGAGGCCAUCAAGCCACUAACAUAGGAGAUGUACCAAAGUGCAUUUAUGGGACAGUAUAAUACCAUUUCUAGGACAUUAAAAGGGGCUGCUUUUUGAGAUUGCUGGCUGAGUUGUUUUAGCCUGGCAUGAUGUUAGCACCUGGCAGUGUCUAUUGUAUUUAGGCUUUUUCUCUGAAACAAGGAAGCCUAUGAUGACAUAUCCACUUCAUCAGAAGUUCUGCAAAUUUUGACAAUAUGAUAACAUGUUGAUUGCCUGGCACCAUUCUGCAGUUUGGCAUAUGCUAUCUCAUACCUCCAUCUGAAACAGACCUAAAUUGGCUACUGAGGAGAAACUAGCAAAACCAACAUCCUGGAACCAAAUCUGGCCCUUUCAAAAUGAUUUAAUGCAAAUUCCUUAAUCUACUGUAUGUUUUUAUAUGUCUCUAUACUUGCAGAUCCUAUUUCACUAGUGGGAAGUUUCAGGGAUUACAACAUUAUUUAGGAAGGUGCUGGAGGCAAGAAUGUUGCUGUGAUACAAGAAAGCUUAGUAUUUACAUAUUAAGACAGGGAGAAAUUCACCAUAUUAAUAUUACCAUAUUACCAUUUCUGACUUAUAGUGCUCUGGAUAUCCUGAGACAACAAAAUUGCUUUUUGCCUCCUGUUCAUAUCCAGUCCCAGCAUGAUUUUGAAUCAAUUAUGUUGUCAGUCUAACCUGUCCUACAGGAUUCCUGUAAUGAUAAAAAUAGAGAUGAACUGAACAGCUAUCGGGGACUACAUUAUUUGGAAAAGGGACAUUUCUGUGAAAUAUACUGGGAUGAGAAGUCUCACGUGCUGAACAUACAGUGUAGCCCACACUGCUGCUGUUCUCAUAGGGUGGAAGAGGAAAAAUGUCUUAAGACAAAAUGCAUAUUUAUAAUCUGAGCAUAAGGCAUGCAAAUACUUAGAACUGGUGUUAGAAAGAUCAGUUAUGUUUUUACCAUCACCACUGUGAUGGUGGACUCCAGAUGCUGCCAUGUUUCAUUCCCCCCCUCCAUCCCAACUCUUCAUUGUAUAUUAUCCUGCAUGAGUGUAAACACUGAAUAGUGAUUUAGAUGUUUGUAUUUUUAUUUAAAAAAUAAACCAAUUUUUUACUCUCGUA
Molecule: messenger RNA, 2355 nt
Organism: Crotalus tigris (Tiger rattlesnake)
Lineage: Eukaryota; Metazoa; Chordata; Lepidosauria; Squamata; Viperidae
Gene: PLEK2
Product: pleckstrin 2
Exons: 9
Coding region: 193-1263 (356 amino acids)
Biological process (GO): intracellular signal transduction; actin cytoskeleton organization
Cellular component (GO): plasma membrane
Source: RefSeq, a predicted model, not a curated record